Messenger RNA from Trichomonas vaginalis G3, 411 nucleotides. RefSeq lists its product as uncharacterized. The record is from RefSeq and is a predicted model, not a curated record. NCBI's taxonomy places the organism in Eukaryota, Parabasalia, Trichomonadida, Trichomonadidae. The transcript has a single exon. Bases 1 to 411 code for a protein of 136 amino acids.
AUGAUCAUCCACCAUCCGAAUGCAUAUGUUGAAUUCUCUCAAAUCAUUUUUGAUGAUCCAAAUGUUAAUUAUCAAGAAAAAUAUAGCCAAGCAGCCUUUAGCAAUGGAGCAUGGAUUGCUAUCCCUGUGAGAACACCUCAACCAACAACAAUUGUUCCAGCCCGGACGUCUGAAGCAUCAUCCAGCAAAUCAAAUUCAUCACCAUCAGGAGAUGAAAACGAUAAUGAAGAAGAGCCAGAUAAAUCUAAGUCAACUUCAGGUAAACUUGGAACAGGAGCCAUUGUUGGUAUAGUGAUAGGAAUUUUAAUUGCUGCAGUACUUGUUGCUGUCGCAGUCAUUUUCAUCCUUAAGUCUCGUCCUAAAAGAACUGAUACAAGUGAUAUGGAUAUUCAGUUUGCAAACAUUGUAUAA